CGACAACGAAGAGAACGAUGACAAGACGAAGAGAGAAAAAGAGAGAGACAGAGAGAGAGAGAGAGAGAGAGAGAGAGAGAGAGAGAGAGAGAGAGAGAAAGAGAGAGAGAGCGGUUCUAAGAUUCUCGAGGAUGAAUCAAGGCGGUGAACACGUUUUGUUCUUGGCUCUCGCGUAUAUGUAGCGAUGUGUGGUGUGGUGUUCCCCUUCUCAGGGAGAAGUAUGGUAGGGGAGUAUUUAGAAGCAGGUGUGGUUGAGUCAGCAUCCCCGAUAUAGAACUUCGUUUGUUUAGUAGAGAGCCGACUCCCUGCGGAGGAGCACCUUAACGUCCACGAAUUAUCCAGCGCGAAACACGAGCCACAUCGUUGAUACACGGCGGACGCUUGAUUUGAAAUUUUUCACGAAAUCCCUUUUUGUGCGAUGUACAUUGCUCGAACGAAGCAUCGUUCAACGAUACGACGUUCUACCUCGAACAUGAUCUUUGUGACGUGCUUUUUUUUUUCAAUGAUCUAUUCCUUGGAAAGAUCUUAAUUGGAUUGAAUUAUAUCAGAGAUUAUCUCGUUCGAAUGUAAAGGGAAAAGGAGAAACUCGUUGGACAAGUCGGAACGAUAAUCUUUAACGGAUGAACAAUAUGUGCGACGAUUAUCCGAAUAUCGUAGGAACCGACACUUUGAAGCGUUGCUGGGUAUUACUGCGUACCAGCACUACCAGCGAGGACUUGGAUAAUGUGUACCGUCUAUUAGAUGCGGAUUUAAGACCUCUUACACCGGACCAUACGUGCGAACGUUCCCGUGAAAUCUUCGAAGAGCAUAAACAAUUAGCGCAGGAAUAUUUAAAAGUACAAACGGAAAUAGCUCUAUUGGGACAGCAUAAGAAUGAGAUGUUAAAAAAUCUAAGCAUAGAUAAUCUACGGCAACAGCAAGAGUUACGAAAGUUAGAGGAUGAAAAGGAAUCUCUGGUGAAGCUAUAUCGAAAUUUAAAACGGCAAUUAGAGAUAAUGAAAAACAAGAGGACAAGUAACAAUCCUGUAAAUAAUUGUAUACCAACGAUAAGUCCUGCCGUUUCUGGUAAUAAUGGGUGGGUUGUGGUGCCGCGACAAGAUCCUUGAAAACUAUUUAAUCGCAAGAACGUGAAUCUUUAUCGUAUAUAUAUUUAUAUAUAUAUAUAUAUUGGUAUAUCUUGGUUUUUAUAAAACAAGGAGUUUACGAAUUUGAAACGAUACGAAUUUAAUUCGACAAAUCGCAUUAAUUUACUGCAUUUGGAACUUAACAUUGGUUAUUAUCCUUUAAAUCUCUAUUUAUCUUGGCUGAUUGCCUGCCUAACGUGUGUUGAGCCGCGAUUGUUCCUUAAUAGUGAUUAAAAGUAUCUAUGGUGUUGUACAAUAAGAUAAUUUACCAUCUAAAUAAGCUAUUUAAAAUAUCGAUAUGAGAAUCGUAGAAAAAGAAAAAAAAGGAAGAAAAAAAAAGAGAAAAAAAAAAAAAGAAAUGAUCGGUUCUAAAACAUACGUAUAGAUCUUUCCUACUAAGAAAUAUAUGUCUCUAUUGAUAAUAAAAUAUUUUCGUUUUAGAAUAUAUAGAAAAUAAGA
Messenger RNA from Vespa mandarinia (Asian giant hornet), 1583 nucleotides. Its product is annotated as mitogen-activated protein kinase kinase kinase 7. Gene Ontology annotation, molecular function: ATP binding; MAP kinase kinase kinase activity. NCBI's taxonomy places the organism in Eukaryota, Metazoa, Arthropoda, Insecta, Hymenoptera, Vespidae. Gene Ontology annotation, biological process: JNK cascade; immune response; positive regulation of canonical NF-kappaB signal transduction. The record is from RefSeq and is a predicted model, not a curated record.